Molecule: messenger RNA, 5394 nt
Organism: Prinia subflava (tawny-flanked prinia)
Lineage: Eukaryota; Metazoa; Chordata; Aves; Passeriformes; Cisticolidae
Exons: 2
Coding region: 697-2049 (450 amino acids)
Source: RefSeq, a predicted model, not a curated record
AGAGAGUUUGGUUUAUUUGUUGCUUACACAGCUCUGAUUUCCACCCAUUAACUCAGGUUUCAAAGCCAAACACAGGGGAAAUGACACAACAUCUGUGAGGGUCCCACAGCACAAGGUCCUCCCUCAGAACUCUCCAACAUUUACACUAAAUCUUUAUUUCUGUACAAAAACUUGGACAAUUUCCAUUGCUCCCAAGGGAAUUUGCAUGACCUUUUUGCAUGACCUCUUUACAUAACCCAUGAGUUGCCUACAUAUAUACACACAUUUAUAUUUGAAACAGAAAAAUCCUUCCAGUUCUGAAGAAUGAAGGUAAAAACCAUCAGAACUGCAAAUUUAAUGACAAGAAUUAACUGUCUUUAUUGUCAAUAUUGUUGACUAUUCUGUAGCUUUACAUGUAUUUCAUCCCCAUGUUAUAAUGAAAACAUAUUCAGAAUAACUCAAUACAGACUGUGCAAUGAGAGUAGCGACAGUAAUUUAAAAAGUGGUAAUGGCAUCAAGAAAGAUUUAAUUAUUAAAUUAAUUUUAAAUGUAUUAUUUAAAAAACAACAAUGAAAGAGAACUCAGCAGUCUUAACUUUUAUACACUUGAGAAAAAGAGCGAAAAGUAGCAUUUUCUGUUAAAAAGCCUAUUCACAAUUCCAUACACCAGGUGCAAAGGCCUAAGGAAAGCACAGUUGGGCUAAACCAGACAAAAAUAAUGUGUGAGAAUGGUGGCUUCUCUUUUAAUCACCUAAUAUUUAACUGGAUCCCAAGGAAAACUAAAAGCAGUUUUCAGAAGUUAUAUCAAAGUCAAGGAAUAAUGGAGUUAAGAGGAACAGAGCCUGCCUUUAAGGCAGUUCCGCAUUCCUUCACCUGCCACAAAAAUGUCCCAGGAGAAUCACGGAAUCCCAGACUGGUUUGGGUUGGAAGGGACCUUAAAGAUCCUUUAAUUCCAACUCCUUGCCAUGGCAGGGACAUGUCCCCCUGUCCCAGGCUGCUCCCAGCCCUGUCCAGCCUGGCCUGGGACACUGCCAGGGACUCAGGGACAGCCACAGCUGCCCUGGGCGGGCAGAGCCCACCCAGCUGGGAAAAGUGUGUCCCAAAGGAAACAGCUCCAGCCAGCGCAGCUGAAAGCGGAGGUGGAAGGAUCAGGAAUGUGGAAAGGCAUUUUGCCAUCCCCUACACCAUCCUAACGGGGCUUUGCUGCAAUUCCUUAUUCCUCAGAACUCCCAGAACUCCGUCCCCCUGGGCGUUAUUUACAGGGAGCUUUUUCCAUGGGAUCACCCCACGGAUGCAGCUCCUGCAGCUGGAGGGACCCAAGGGGGUUAUUCCAUGGGAUUACCAUGGAUACAGCCCCUGCAGCUGGAGGGACCCAAGGGAGUUAUUCCAUGGGAUCACCCUAUGGAUACAGCCCCUGCAGCUGGAGGGACCCAAGGGGGUUAUUCCAUGGAUUCACCCCAUGGAUACAGCUCCUGCAGCUGGAGGGGACCCAAGGAGCCCCAGAUCCCCACCCCGGGCGGGGGUGGCUGCAGAGCUGGGCAGGAACACCCUUUGCACGUUCCUGGGAUCACCGAGGCUGGAAAAGCCCUCCAAGGUCCCCGAGUCCAGCCUGUGCCCGACCCUCCCUGGCACCCAGCCCCGAGCACUGAGUGCCACAUCCAGCCCAGGAAUACAAAACUGGGAAUUUGAUCUCCUGAGCCAGCUUUGGCUCCAUCUCUUCUGCUGUUUAAGAAGUUUCCUGCAGCCCCCCAGCACUCACAGAGACCUGUGUGUGAUAUGUGGGUAUGGAAGAGGGGCACGUCCCUGGGAUUCAGCAUUUCUGACAAGAAAACAACAUUUCACACUCAUUUUAAUUCCCAUUCUUGACACCAACCAGCACAGACUUAUCACCAAACUUGCCCCAAACAAACCUCCCAUCACAGGCUGGGCAGAACAGCACAUUUCACCCCAAAAACACCUGAACAGCCCCAAAAACCUCAGCCCCAAAAACAGCUCAGAAAUCACAUAUUUGCUUGAAAACUUUCACUGCAACUGCCACACACAAAGUUUAAUGCAAACAGGCACAUUUUGACAAGUGCUUUCAACUUAAAAUCAUAAAUACUGGUAGGUUUUAAAGAAUUAGCAGUUGACAUCAUCUAUAAAUGCAUAAAAAUGGUGGUACAGAGCUCCCCAGCCCAAAUUUGUAGUUGCUCCGCUUCAACAAGAAUUAAGAGAAGGGAACGAGUUCCCUUCAGCUGCAUGAAAACCAGAGUUUGAAAGACAAAGUGGCAAAGGGGAAACAAUUCAAGGAAUGCUCUGAUCAAAUUUCACGGAAAAAAAGUUGCUUAAUAGAAUCCUGGUUUUCCUUUACUAUAAUAAAUAGCUCUAUAAAAUGUUUAGGCUAAAUGACUUUAAUACCCAUGCGUGAGUGCAGACACAGGAGUGCCCCAGCCGGGAGCUGCCAGCCCUCCCACGGCCUGGGGUUCAUUUGAAGCCAUCAUUUUAUACAUUCUGAAAUGCAAUUUUCUCGCAGUUAGCCACGUCCUGGCUGCGUUUCUUUCAGGAAGAUGACAAAGUCUGGAGAGAGAGACAAGUCCAAAGUCCAAGCGAUCAAAGGAAACCCGAGCCCGCUGCGGGGAUCGCUGCGGGCACACGCGGGUGUUCCUCUGUGAACAGCGCCGGGACACGGAACCGCAGCUGGGCAGAGCCGCUUUGUGUCCCGGGACUGCCGGGGAGCCUCAAGGGCAGCCCUGGGGCCGCGGCAGCUCCGGAGAGCGAGCCCGGCCCGGGGCCGCGGCAGCUCCGGAGAGCGAGCCCGGCCCGGGGCCGCGGCAGCUCCGGACAGCGAGCCCGGCCCGGGGCCGCGGCAGCUCCGGACAGCGAGCCCGGCCCGGGGCCGCGGCAGCUCCGGACAGCGAGCCCGGCCCGGGGCCGCUCCUCCCGCAGCGCGACAGCACCGCCCGGGGAUGAGGAACAUCCAGGGACACCGGGCACUGCCCGGGGAUGAGGAACAUCCAGGGACACCGGGCACGGGCACAGUGACACUGGGGCUGUCCCCACUCCUCGGUCACACACCCACCGCCCCCCAGCCUGAGCUGGUUUCAUUUUUUAACCUCCCCACAAAAUCCAGCUACUCUUGGCUCCCUUCAGUUAGACUGAGCUGAAGAUGUCCAAGGAAGGAUUCCCAACCUUCCAGGUAAAGCAGCUUUUUCUGGCAUCGUCCAGUCUCAGCAGAGUUUUGUACAUUUACAAAUAGGAAAAGCUUAAAAACCCCACCCAGCUGUGUCCUUACCCAAAAUCUGGCUUAAAAGGCUCAGGGUGGUAAAGUGACUCCACUGUGGAUAAAGCUACAAUAGAAAAUUCACUGGUAAGGCCCUCUUAAGGCAAGGAGAGAAUUCCUGCUCAUGAUUCUCACACGUGAAAGAAAAAGAUACAGUGGCAGCCCCUUAUAAUUCAUCAUUUUUGGCCAUUUAAUGUAUUCACCACAACAAUAUAUUCAAGUCACAUCUGCAUUUAUAACCAGGCCACAUCUGGAUCAUCACACAAGUGCAAGGACAUUUUCCCUCCUCAGUGCCACUCCCGGUGCCACGGGACCAUCCCUGCCCUGCCCAGGGGCGCAGCACUCCCGGGCUGCUCAGCACAUUCAUCUCAAUUAGCUGAAAACGACUUUUCAGCCCUAAUUAAUCUGACAGUGACAAACUUCGCGUUCCACCAGCCAGCAGGAAGGAACUGCUGCCACCAGGAGCUUUCCAAGGCCAAGGAUUCCUGGAUUGAGUUAUUAGAACAGUCCCUUGACAGGAAUUCCAGCCAACCACCCUGACACAAGGACAAAUUCAGUAUUUUCUGUCCCAAAGCAAACUCAGUGAUGCCUGAUAAAUGGAAAAGUGCUUGGAGUGGCAGGGAUAGGAGAACUGUAACAAAUUUAUCACAAAUCCUGUUAAAACUUGGGUGUAGGGAGGGGAAAACCCACUCAUUUCCACACACUGGGAGGCUUUCACAGAUAUGUAUCUCUGUUUUAAGGGAGUGGGAAUCGUAGCACAGGAAAUAAAGCUGAUUAUGGAAUUAGUUUUAGGCACUUGAGCUGCAGAGAUGUGGAAGGUGCUCGUCAGGUGCAUUUCCCAUUCACACACCCACACAAUGCUCAGCAGAGCAGCUACUCAGCCUCCCCAAAAGAAACAAACAUUAAAAAAUGAAACUGUUCACACUCCCCAAGUUUAUUUUCCACCUCUCCUCACAAUUAAAGACCUGUCUAAUUCCCAGAUGCCAGAAGCAGCACAUUCCAGAGAUGAUUUACCAAACUGAUGAUUUUUAAACCCAAAGAAACAUUUGAAGUACCAGAUUAUUGAAAUACCACCUUUUUUUUUUGCUACUAAAAUGCCAGUUUGCAGCAUUACCUCAAUAACCGUUUUAAAGGCCCCUCCUUUUUCCUAAGAAUGAAUUUCAUGGAGAACAAAGGCAAAGCUGGAGCUUCAGCUGGAAGCCAAGGCAGCAGAACCCCGAGGGUGAAGGAGCAGCAUCACACCCCGAGGUGAUGGCUCAGGGCAAAACAAUCCCUGCCCAAAAACCCCCAGUGGGAGCAGCACUGACACAAAGUUCCCUGGCUUCUCUGUGGACAGAGCUGGCAGAAAAAUGGGAAUUCCCCCACAGGGAAAAGAGAAAAGCUGUCAACAAGGAGCACUUACACAAAACACAAAGGGGUCUAGAGAUCAAAAGCUUGACUGUUCUUCUCAGCGACUGAAUUGAAAACAUUUCUAAGUUCACAAACGAGCACUUCAAAGCACCAGCACAGCAAAAAUUCCAGGUGAGAGUCUGGAAUUGAUCACAGAGCCUGGAAUUGAUCACAGCAACCAUUCCAGGUGAGUCUGGAAUUGAUCACAGAGCCUGGAAUUGAUCACAGCAAAUAUUCCAGGUGAGAGUCUGGAAUUGAUCACAGAGCCUGGAAUUGAUCACAGCAAAUAUUCCAGGUGAGUCUGGAAUUCUCGCCUCUGCUGACAAACCCCACAGACUGAAAAUCAGCACUUGAACCCCACAUGCCCUGGACAACACCACAAUGUGUCAGGAAACAUCAGCCACCGCUGAAUUGUGGCUACAUCUGCGCUCAAAAAUACAAAAUACACAGCAAGCUCACAGUGCCCCACGACAUGUUUGCAGUCAGGUUAACACUGGGUUGUUCACUGACCAACACACAGAAAACAAGUGAAUGUUUGCCUUCUAAACCCCCCAGGGCACAGAAAAGCCUGUGUGACAGCCGGGCCUGAGGUGUGCAGGCACUCCCAGCCCUGCUGGGCUCUGUGGUCCCUGGGGAAACCAAACCAGGGAACCUCAGAGGCCACAGCGGGGGAAGCGGCACAGGGGGGAAAGAGUAAAAGCAACACAAGUGAGGAGUAAACACCGAGUAUCUGCCCACAGCUGCAGCCACCACCACUCCUGCAUCACC